Molecule: messenger RNA, 3253 nt
Organism: Bombus pyrosoma
Lineage: Eukaryota; Metazoa; Arthropoda; Insecta; Hymenoptera; Apidae
Gene: brn
Product: beta-1,3-galactosyltransferase brn
Exons: 2
Coding region: 984-2369 (461 amino acids)
Cellular component (GO): membrane
Molecular function (GO): UDP-glycosyltransferase activity; hexosyltransferase activity
Source: RefSeq, a predicted model, not a curated record
AUUUAAAAUUUAAAGACGUAGGGAAAAACUAAAUUUCUAUCGCGAUGUUCCGAUAUGUAUUUAUAUAUAUCAAAUUCUUACGAUAAAAAUAAUUAUAAAAUUGUUAUUAAUCAUAUCAAUGAUUAUAUCAGCAUAGAAUAUUGCUUAACUUUGUUAUAAAUAUAUUUAUUACAUCUUAUGUACUUUAUUCUAGUGUUUUGUUAUUAACGUUAUAACAACACGAGUUUUGAAAAUUUAAAUAAUUUGUUACAUUUUGUUGGUAACAUAAAAGCUACCCAUAGAGUAUAGAGAUAUAAGGAUAGAGUGCGUGAGCGAGCUGAACAAGUGAUAUAGGAAUAAAAAGAGAAUGCUCCAUAGAGACUCUUUGGAUCCUUGUCUAAUAAAGCAUGCACAUUCGUACAAUAAAUAUGAAGUAUAACACCAAUCUAUGAAUAUUAUGUCCAUGCACCGAUCAACGAACUGCGACAAUAUCAUGCCUGAUCAGAUAACGACUGAAGGGGCCUUUAUGCAACGUUCCCUUUCUAUUCUCAUACUGCAUUCACUUACAUGGAAACAUGUGACCGCGUACUCUAUCUGUAUAUAUAUAUAUAUAUAAAACUACCUCUACCUACCGACAAAAGCUUCACUGAUAGCGAAAAAGUAUUCAAUAGGUCACUAAGCUUAAAAUAUCGAAAUGUAUUAUAAUUAAUAAUGAAUAUAAAAAUGUUUGUUUAAUUGAUAUUAAUAUAAAACUAAAUCGAUGUAUUCAAAACAUUACAAAUUACACCUGUAUGUGUAUAUCUAUAGUAUAAGUCAUUAGUUCAAAACAAUAAGUAGCAUUUUGCAAUUUUAUCCCUAGUAAAAUAAAUAAAAAAGUAAAAUAUUGAUAUAAUUAAGGUAUCAAUAAAUUUAUCAUGUUGGAGUAUACCUUAAAAACAUUCUUGAAAUCCAUAUACACAACAAUCAUGUAAUGAAGCAAUUAUGUAAAAAUAUACUUUAUAAAGAUGUAUUGUUUAUUGCAUACCUGCUUUCACUCGAGCCUUCGUUUAACAUCAAAAUUCAAGUUAACAUAUAUUUGUAUUUGUAUUGGUCUUAUUAUAUUGCUUAAUUAUUUUGGAGCAUUCACACAUUUAUUUGAAAUUACAUAUGAUUCAAAUUUUGUUUACCCAUACGAAGGCGAUGUACAUGAAUUUGUGAAUGCAUUACGACAUAAUAGAAAACCUACUGUGGCACCCAUAAAUGAAUAUAAAUAUACAUUUUUAAUUGACAAUGAACAAAAAUGCAUAGACCCUGCAUACAACAUGUUUCGUGUUGUCUAUAUAGUAAAAUCUGCAAUAGAAAAUUUUGAAAGACGAUUAGCAAUUAGAAAUUCCUGGGGUUAUGAAAAAAGAUUUUUUGAUGUACCCUCAAGAACAAUCUUUAUGUUAGGUGUACAUCCAUAUGAUGAUGAACUUCAAACAAAAGUGAGAAUUGAGGCUGCAAAAUAUAAAGAUAUCAUACAAGCAGAUUUUAUAGAUUCAUAUUAUAAUAACACUAUCAAAACUAUGAUGGCUUUUAAAUGGCUAGUAAAAUAUUGUUCUAACUCAAAAUUUUACAUGUUUGUCGAUGAUGAUAUAUAUGUUUCUGUAAAAAAUGUUUUAAGAUUUAUAAGAAAUCCAACCAACUAUCCUGAUUAUUUAAAAGAGCCAAAAAAAAUCGAUACCCAUAAAAAGAGAGAAAUUAAAGAUAGUGAUAAAAUGGAAGAGUUAAGUAAUGAUACAAUUACACAAAAAAAUGUUCAUACUUUUGAUAGAAAGAAUUUGUCUGUUUAUGAAAAAUUAAAAAGAACACUUUUUAUGCAUAGAUUAAAGCAAGAUUUUUAUAAUAAAACAUUACAUACACUUCCUGCAAAUAAUUAUGAUAUACAAAAUAGUAUAAAUUUGAAACCUCUCCAGGAAGAACAUAUGAAAGAUGAAUUGACAAUGAAUAGAACAAAAAGACAAAUUUUUGAUUUUGAACUUCCAGAAGAUGUUAGAUUAUUUGCAGGAUUUGUAUUUGUAUCUUCACCUCAUCGUCACAAGUCUUCUAAAUGGUAUAUUUCUCUUAAUGAAUAUCCUUACCAUUUAUGGCCACCAUAUGUUACAGCUGGUGCAUAUAUACUGUCUAGAGAAGCUCUUUUAGAUAUGUAUUAUACUAGCCUUUAUACUAAGUAUUUCAAAUUUGAUGAUAUUUUUUUAGGCUUAGUUGCGAAAAAGGCAGACAUAGAACCUUUUCAUUGUGAGGAAUUUCAUUUUUAUAAGAAGGAUUAUACAAAAUUUAAUUACAAAUAUGUAAUAAGUUCUCAUGGAUAUGGAAAUCCAAAUGAGUUAUUGAAUGUAUGGAAUGAACAAAAAGCUCUUGGUAAUGCCUAAAUUUUUAAUUGCAUCCAAAAUAUUUCUAAUAUGAGUAUUAUUUGAACAUGAAUAUAUUUUUUUAAACAUUUGAAAAUAAAAUCAAAUAUCAUGUAGUUCCAUAUCACUCAUACUUCUAAAUAAGGAAAUCAGUACGUUAUAUAUUUAUUUUGCACAAUAAAUAUAUUUAACUAUUGUAUAAUGUAGCCUCAUUAGUAAUUCAAAAUAUGUAUACCUGGAAACAAUUUUUUGAAGUCAAGCUAUAAUAGAUAAAUUAAAGUGAAUACAAUAAAGUGUACAUACAUAAUUAAAACUGUGGUUAAUUCGAUGAUAUAUGUAUAGGAAUUUCAUCUCAUAUCAUGAAUUACUGAAAGGUUAACGAAUUAAUUAAUAAUAAACUAAAAAUUCUUUCAUAUAAUCAAUUUAUUGUAAACUAUAUUUAAAAAUAGUCUUAUAAGAACAGACAUAAGUAUAAUAAUCAAUUUUUAUAUAUAUAAUAAGUCAUUAUAGUAAAUAUAAUUACUUAUAUAAUGCUUUUAUACAAAUAUCACAUAAUUUAUAACUCAUAUUUGAAUAACUAGUUACAAUCAAUACUAGUUAUUAUAUAUGACACAAAAGCAGGGAAUUAUUAAUAAGGGAACAUAUGCUCGCAUACAGCAUUAUAGCAUAGAAAUAUAUGUACAAACGUCUUAGCAGAUAAGCCAAAAUAACAAAAAAUAAUGAACUAGGAAAUAUAUAGUAAGAUAUAAUAAUUAAGAUAUAGCUAUAUUUAGGUAGUAAAUUAAAAUUUACUUUAGUGGAAUAAAUUCAGAUAGAAACAAAAUGUAUUAAAUGUGCAAACAUUCAAAAGAGAUUGUAAUAGGCAUAAGCUUCAGUACAAUAAAGGAACACGAUACAAUACAAUA